Molecule: messenger RNA, 1342 nt
Organism: Haliaeetus leucocephalus (bald eagle)
Lineage: Eukaryota; Metazoa; Chordata; Aves; Accipitriformes; Accipitridae
Gene: CHKB
Product: choline kinase beta
Exons: 10
Coding region: 1-1206 (401 amino acids)
Biological process (GO): phosphatidylethanolamine biosynthetic process; CDP-choline pathway
Cellular component (GO): cytoplasm
Molecular function (GO): ethanolamine kinase activity; choline kinase activity
Source: RefSeq, a predicted model, not a curated record
AUGCCGGGUGGCAAAGCUGAGGGCGCAAGCCCCCAGCAAGGCCCCAGCCGGGCCACCGGUGCUGGGUGUCUCACGCAGCCCCCCGGCAGGGAGCAGCCAGCACCCCUGGGUGCACUGUCCUGGAAUGGGGGGGGGGGACAGGACACCCUCAGUGCUCACCUCCAGGCCAUCAGGGUCGUCCGUGGCAGUGAUGGUGAAGCAGGAGAGCUUGGGGCCAGCAGCAUCGGGGCGCUCGUAGAAGAUCAGCUCCCCUUGCCCGUCCUGGGAAGGCACCUGGGCCUGGCAGCUGCCCCACAUCUCUGCAGGGCUGCUGGGGUGGGGGCCGCGGGGACUCACUGCCUGUGUCCACAGGGUGUGGACUCACUCGUGCUGGAGAGCGUGAUGUUCGCCAUCCUGGCCGAGCGGGCGCUGGGGCCACGGCUCUAUGGGGUCUUUCCCCAGGGGCGGCUGGAGCAGUACAUUCCGAGCCGGCGCCUACGGACCGAGGACCUGCAGGACCCCGACAUCUCCAAGGAGAUCGCAGUGAAGAUGUCCCGGUUCCAUGGCAUGGUGAUGCCCUUCAACAAGGAGCCCAAGUGGCUGUUUGGGACCAUGGAGUGGUAUCUGAAGCAGAUUUCGGAGCUCACCUUCCCCAAGGAAGAGCAGCUGAAGAAGUUCAACCACCUCAAGACCUAUAACCUGCAGGAAGAGAUGAAGAGCCUCAGGGAGCUGCUGGAGUCCACCCCCUCGCCGGUGGUCUUCUGCCACAACGACGUCCAGGAGGGGAACAUCCUGCUGCUGGCUGGACACGAGGCUUCCUCCUCCGACAAGCUCAUGCUCAUCGACUUCGAGUACAGCAGCUACAACUACCGGGGCUUCGACAUCGGCAACCACUUCUGCGAAUGGGUUUACAACUACACCCACGAUUCCUGGCCCUUCUUCAAGGCGUCCCCGGAGAACUACCCCAGCCGGCAGCAGCAGCUGCAUUUCAUCCGGCAUUACCUCUCGGAGGACUCGGGGCGACGCGGGGACACUACGCACGAGGAGCAGGCCCGCAUCGAGGAGGAGAUGCUUACAGAGAUCAAUCGGUUCACUUUGGCCUCCCACUUCUUCUGGGGCCUGUGGUCCAUUGUGCAGGCGAAGAUCUCCACCAUCGAGUUCGGGUACCUGGACUAUGCACAGAGCCGCUUUGAGGCCUACUUCCAGCACAAGGCGCAGUGCUCCUGAGAGCAGCCGCCCCAGCCCUGCCUGCGCUCACCUUGACUCCACAGCUUCCCCCUGCCCACCCCGGCAGCGCCUGUGCCGCGGGUCAGGCCAGGGACGCGGUGUCCCCUUCCCAGUGGCCCACCCCCCGUGCUGUGAG